Nanorana parkeri is the source of this 1650-nucleotide messenger RNA. RefSeq names its product E3 ubiquitin/ISG15 ligase TRIM25-like. The transcript has a single exon. Bases 1 to 1650 code for a protein of 549 amino acids. The record is from RefSeq and is a predicted model, not a curated record. NCBI's taxonomy places the organism in Eukaryota, Metazoa, Chordata, Amphibia, Anura, Dicroglossidae. Gene Ontology annotation, molecular function: zinc ion binding; protein binding.
AUGGCGUUGGCUGAUCCCAGCGAUGACUUGAACUGCUCCAUCUGCCUGAACAUCUACACCGAUCCGGUGAACCUGAGAUGUGGGCACAGCUACUGCCGGGAGUGUAUCGAGAAAGCUUUGGAUGAACAGACGGUAGCCGGGGUCUACAGGUGUCCUCGGUGCAGAAAAGAUUUCCUGGAACGCCCGGCUCUGCAUCCAAACCUCGAUCUUCGGAACAUAGCCGACCGAGUGCGUUCCCAAGCCACUCAGAAGGAAAGCGGCAUCUUCUGCACCUACUGCAUUCACUCCCUGGUCCCAGCUGUCAGGUCCUGCCUACUUUGCGAAGCCUCGCUGUGCGACAAUCACCUGAGCGUCCACAUCAAGUCCUCAGAGCAUGUAUUGACGGAACCCAACAGGUGCCUGAGGAACAGUAAAUGCUCCUUCCACAAUAAGAUCCUGGAGUUUUACUGCAUUGAGGACUCUUCCUGCGUCUGUGUGACCUGCAGGCUGGAUGGAGAGCACAUAGGACACAGAGUGCAGUCACUGGCGGAAGCCUCGGAGAAGAAGCUGGACAACCUGAGGCAAGUUCAGGAGAGGCUGACCUCUCAGAGGGUGGAGACUGAGAAGAGGGUCCACAAACUCCAAGAGCAUGGGACAAAGGUGCGACAGAGGGCCGCGGGUUUGAUGGUCAGGGUGAACGCUCUGUUCAGGGAAAUCAGGAGGCAGCUCCAAGAUCUGGAGAAGAGGGUCAUGGGCGAGAUCUCCCGGCAGGAGGAGAAGAUCUCACACUUCAUCUCUAAUGUGAUCGAAAAGCUGGACGUAAAGAAGAACGAGCUGUGCGCCAAGAUCUUCUACAUCGAGGAGAUGUGCAACAUGGCGGACCCUGUGACCGUCCUACAGGAAAAGGACACCGCUGACUUUUGUAACUCCAGGGAGGAAGAAGACAAUGAAAGAGAGAGCGGUGACGUCGGUGAUCUGGAUGAAGACCUGAUCUCACUGACCAUUAGGAAAGGGUUGUCCAAUGCCAUAUCUUGCACAGGAACAUUGCGCACUGGGGUACCUGAUACGAUGGCAGGACCAGAGACCAGCGUUAGUGUGAAGGAGGUCGGUCGGUUGACCCCGGCCAAUUCUCAGGCGGCUUCAGACCUGCUACUGGAUGAGAGCACGGCUGGUAAUCAAAUGAGUAUCUCCGAGGAUAUGAAGAGCAUAUACUGGACAAUGAGGCCAAUGAACCGGCCGGCAACGCCGCAGAGGUUUCAGUAUAACCAGGUUUUCAGUGUCAGAGGGUUUUCGCUGGGCCGAUAUUUCUGGGACGUGGAGAGCAGUAGGACUGGAGACUGGAGAAUAGGGGUGGCCUAUGCCAGCAUGCUCAGGAGAGGUGACACCUCAUUUUUAGGAUAUAAUAAAGAAUCUUGGUGUCUCCGCAGGAGUAAUAACGUGUACUCAGUGUGGCAUGAGAAGAAAAGCCUCACGUUGUCCUCACAGCCCUCCAGCAUCACAUUACGGGUACAUCUGGAGUUUGAAGACGGGCAGCUGGCCUUCUACGAGCUGGGCGAGCGGAUCAAACACCUGUACACCUUCACCGCCAAAUUCACUGAGCCCCUCCAUGCCGCGUUUUACGUGUCGGAAGAUUUGGAUCGCAAAGGUUGCCGUCUGAAAAUUAUAACGUAG